AUGAUGGCUGUCAUUGAAGAAGUUGAUCAACCUAUUGAAACACAGGUUAUUUAUGAAAAUGAAGCAAAUGCAAUGGAAAAAUGUAAUGAAGGUAAAGGUAAGGAUGAAAGUAUAUUGGGAAAGGUUUUCGAUACACCUGAUGAUGCAUAUACAUUUUAUAAUGAUUAUGCAUUUUUACAUGGAUUUGGUAUACGUAUUGAUACCACAUUUAAACAUAAGACGACAAAGGAACCUUAUCGCAAGAUAUAUGUAUGCGACAAAGAAGGUUUUAAACGGUUAGACGAUAAUGCUUCAAGUGGAAUCGAGAAAAAACGUCGCAGAGAAGUUAGAAUUGGAUGUAAAGCAGAACUUCGAAUUUCAAAAAAUAAAGAUGGUAAAUGGUUUGUAGACUCGUUUAAUGACACACACAAUCAUGAAUUAAGCAUGACACCAACGAAGGUGAUGAAGCAUAGAUCUCAUGCAAAGUUCCAUCGUUUAACGGAAUGCAAAUCUCUUAUGGUGGAUCUAGGUCAAGCAGGAUUGAAACCUUGUCAAGUUAGAAAGGCUAUUAAUGCAAUGAAAACGUCAACCGUAGCUGAUGUUACUUCAAAGCAGUGUGCUGAUGUCUUAUCUGAGCAACGAAAACAAUAUAAAGGAAAGGAGUUCUAUGGACUUAUAAAACAUUUCCAAGAUAAAGCCUUAGUGGAUAAUGACCAAUACUUUACUGUGGAUUUGUUUGAGUCUCGAAGGGCCGCUGAAGAAGAUGAAGACUUCAAGACUAUGAACUCAAGGCCGAUUCUUUCUUCUCUUCAUCCAAUCGAAGAAAAAGCAGGUGAGUGUUAUACUAGAAAGAUUUUUGAUAUGUUCAAAAAAGAAUGGACAGAAGCUACUAGCAAUUUAACUCACGAGACUAUAAUUAAGGGUACUGAAGAAAUCAAAUAUCGAGUAGGGCAACUAAAAGUUGAAAAAACAUAUUGGCGAACUGUUACGUUUCGUUUUUCUAAUGAGGUCAGUGUCACAUGUUCGUGUUCUAAGUAUGAGACAUGUGGGAUUUUAUGCAAGCAUUGUCUAUAUGUGAUGAAGAAGAGACAUGUUGAAACACUACCUAGUCACUAUAUUUUACAUCGGUGGACACUUAAUGCAAGGUACACGGUGGGUAAUAGUAGAAUCGGACUCGAAGAAAUAAACAAUGAAAAUGAAGUUAGUGCCUACACAUUAUGGUGUGUCCGUUCAAAUUUUGCUAAACUAAUUGAACAAGCAAGAGACUCCCCUUUGGAGAUACAAAAACUCAAUAACUUAUUGAUAAGUCUUUUAGAUGAUCAAGCAAAUCGGAAGAAACCUAUAGCAAAUGAAUCUCAAGAUUCUUGUGCGAGAAUUUUACAAGUAGAUAUGGUGCAUCAAUUAUCUGUCCGGGAUCCUCUUGGUCCAAUUAACACGAAAGGGCGUCCAAGAGUUGCAAGUAGAAUUAAGUCUUCUUUAGAAGCCCCAAAAAAACGAACGUGUUCUUACUGCCAAAGAUUGGGUCAUUAUGCUACUAGUUGUUCAAAAAGAAAAGAAGAUGAAUCAAUGCAAGAGAAAGAAGGAUGA
Messenger RNA from Lactuca saligna, 1566 nucleotides. NCBI's taxonomy places the organism in Eukaryota, Viridiplantae, Streptophyta, Magnoliopsida, Asterales, Asteraceae. The record is from the annotation of a GenBank genome assembly.